Rotaria sordida is the source of this 4455-nucleotide messenger RNA. The record is from the annotation of a GenBank genome assembly. NCBI's taxonomy places the organism in Eukaryota, Metazoa, Rotifera, Eurotatoria, Philodinida, Philodinidae.
AUGUUACGAAUAUUACUAAUUAUUAUAUACUUAUCAUAUUAUCAAACUGAAAGUGUUCAAAUUGAAUAUCCAGCUAAUCAACAUAUUGUAGAACGAAUACGUACGGAUAUUAAUUCAAUUGAUCCAAUUUUUCGAUAUUAUAUUAUUCCACGAGAAAUUCAAUUUCAUGCUGAUGCAUUAAAAGAUCGAUUACCAUUUUUUUUAAAAUGUAAAGGAUCGAAAAAUUCAAUAAAUUUUACUGUUCCAACAACAGCAAUAGAUCAUUUGUCACUUAAUAUGAAUUAUGAUUCUUAUACCAUCACUGCUACAUUAAGAAGAAAUCAACUUCGUCCAGAACUUGUUGGACGUUAUACAUGUUUAGAAAUAAUUAAUGAUAAACGAUCUGAAACAUCUGCUCAUGUAUUUAUUCAAGAUGGAACUUCUGUAUUUACUAAAACACUUUAUCCGAAAGUUUUUCAACACACAGGUAUUCAUUUUUUUAAUUUACCAUGUCAAGCAACAAGUUGGUAUCCACGAAUGUCAUGUCCAAUGUCAACCGAUUCAAGACGAUGUAAAUUACGUGAAUGUAAUUCAAAAGAACGUCAAGUUAAUGAACUUAAAUGUAAUACACCUAUAUGUGAUGGACAAGAUAUAUGUAUUCCUGUUUAUUAUACACCAUCCGAUUUACAAUCAUCGAAAGUAUUUUUUGAUCCACAAAUUGGUUUUGCAUUAGAAAAUCCAACAAUACCAAAAACAUUAACUGAAUUUAUUUGUAAGAGUGAUUAUGCACCAAAUCAAAUAUCAAAAAUUCCAUUUGAUUCAUUCGAUCCUGAUUAUGUUCAAAUACAUCAACCAAGUUUAAGUAUAGUGCCUGAUGAAAUCUUAAGAUUAAAUUGUGAAAUUCAAUAUGGAACAAAAGUUGGUCGAAAAAAACCAAAUAUUUUUUGGUUUGAAGAUAUUCAUAAUCUUAAUCUCAUAGCAAAUGAAACUGAAAAACCUUCAUUUAAUGUUUUUACACAAAUUUAUAGUCAAAAUAGUUCAAUAACACUUCGUGGUUUUAAACUAAAUCAAACUUAUCGAUUUUAUUGUGUACGUGUAUCUGAACAAGGAGUUUACUCACGUUCUGUUGAUAUUACAUGUGUUGAUAAACCAUCACUUGAUCUUGAAAUUACUUCACCUGUAUCAGAUACUCCUGAUGAAGUAUCUUAUGGUUCACAUAGUAGUUAUGAAAUAAGUAUUUUUACCGUUCCACGUUCAAAGAUUCUAAUUGAAAUAACACGUAAUGGAUUAUCAUUAGCAAAUGAUAAACGAUUUGAAUUAAAACUUGCAUCUGAUAAUGAAAAUCAAUAUUAUGAAUAUACAUUAACUAUUUAUAAUAUUACAUUCGAAGAUGAAACAGAUAUAAAAAUUACUGCAAAAUCUUCUGCAUCAGAAAAAACUAAAAUUAUUAAACCAAAUGUAACUGGUAAUCCUGUUGGUCAAUUUUCUUUUAUAUCAAAUGAUAUUCCACGUAUAAUUCCAUGGCGUGAUGAAUAUGAAAAAAAUAAAUUAAAUAUUUAUUCAUAUGGUAUAUAUGAACGCGAAUCAUAUCGUAUUGUUUGUACAGUUCGUCAUCGUGCUGAUAUAGCACGACCAUUAAAUGUAUUUAUUCAUGAUAUUCAAUGUUCAAUAGAAAAUUGUUUAUCAGAUAUUAUUGAUAGAACAUGUAAAUCAUCAUCUAAUCCACGUUUAUUACUGACAAAAGCAAAUCGUAUAAAUAAUUUUCAAACAGAAUUUGUUAGUAUUGAAUCACAAAUUAUUGAUAAUCCAUCAAUUGGUCAUCAAUAUAUUUGUUGUUAUGAACAAAAUGGAUUAAUUAUGCUUGCAAAAUCAUUAACAGCAUUAGCACGUAAUCGUAAUAUGUUUACUGUACGUAAACCAGAAUUUAGUUUAGUUACUGGAGAUACUUUAACAUAUAGAUGUGAAAGUCAUGAUUUGAUUUAUGAUGAUCUUCGAAUAAUUUAUGAUGACGGUUUAUUUACAUAUAAAAGAAAUCGUUUUGAUGCUGAAUGGCGUUCAUUGGAAACUAAUCAACCGAAACAAACUGAUAUUAAAUGGUUAACACCAACAAGUGAACAUAUUCGAGAUACAAUUAUUGAAGUAGAAACAUCACCAUUAAGAAAAAUUGGUAAAAAUGGUUUUCUUCAAUGUAUGGCUUCAUCUAAACGACCGGAUGUUGUUCCGAAUAUAAAUGAUACAUAUAUAAUUCAUGUAGAUGAUCCUGUACCAUUAAGAUUUAAAAAUAAUUUACAAACAGUUGAAAAAAUUGAACGAAAAGCAGGUACUAAUGUUGAAUUUGAUUGUUUAUAUGAUGGACGACCACAACCAAAAAUUAAGUGGUUGAAAGGAAAAUUACCAUUAUCAAAUGAUGAUUCAACAUUACAAAUUCGUGAUAAUAAUGGAAGUAUUCAUAUUACUCGUGUUCAAGCUUCUGACACUGGUUAUUAUACAUGUGAAUUAACUAAUGGUCGUGAUUCGUCUUUACGUCGAAGUUUUGAUUUACGUGUUAAAACUCCAUAUUUACAUUCAAGGUUUCGUCGAUUCAUAGCCAUAUUUAUAAUAUUAUCUGCUUGUUUAAUACUUAUUCUACUUAUUUUACUUAUCAUUCUAGCUGUAAAAUAUUUUAAAAUGAAAAAAAUUGUUGAUACAAGUAUAUUUCAUGCGCAACAACCAGAUGAACCUGAAGAUAAAUCUCAACCACCCAUGACACAAUUAACACGUAUACGAUUACCAGAUAAUUUUGCAUCAACACAACAAGUUCGUACCUUACUUGGUUAUGUUAAUGGUGAUAUAACACCUGUAGUAAAAGAUGAUUUCAAAGAACUUGGUCAUGGUCAAUAUGGUAUUGUUUAUCAAGUACGCUUACCAGAAGUUGGUCUUGUUGCUGCAAAAUUAUUACCAGAAUCUAUACGUAAUAUUGAACGUCGUCGUGAUAAACGUAAAAAAGGUGAUGAUAGUGAAGAAAGUCAAGAAAUGAUUUCAAAAAAACAUGAAUUACAAAAGAAAAAAGCAGCUGAAAUGUUAAUUGAUGAAAUUAAAGUUAUGUAUAAAGCUGGUAAACAUGUUAAUAUUGUUUCAUUACUUAAAGUUGCAUAUCCAGAAACAAAAUUUAAAUAUUUAAUAACAGGUGGACUUAUACGUGAUGAAGAUUCAUUUUAUUUAAUGGAAUUAUGUUCAAAUGGUUCACUUGAAUCAAUGGUUAAACGUUUUCUUCAACCAUCAUCAAAUAUAUCAAAUAAAAAAUUAUCAUUAUAUGAAGCACUUGCUAAACAAAACGGACCAGGAAUGACUAUUACACAAGCACAUGAUUCAUGUAUAUUAACAGAUGAUGAUUUAAUAUUAGCUGCAUAUCAAGUUGCUUGUGGUGUUGAUUAUUUAAAUAGAAAACAAAUAGCUCAUUGUGAUAUUGCUGCAAGAAAUGUUUUAGUUAGUGCAAGAUUUAUUAUGAAAAUAUGUGAUUUUGGUUUGGCAACAUGGACAACAUAUAAAAAUUAUCGUGAACAACUUGCACAAAAUGAUAGUGUACAACUUCAAAAGAAAAAUAAUGAAUUAGCAACACAUAAUUUAACACCAGAACUUGCUCGAGCUAUUUUACGUGCAUCAACUCCUGAUGAACGUAUUUUACUUAAUAAAUCAUCAAUAAAAUCUGAUGUAUGGUCAUUUGGAAUAUUUCUUUGGACAUUAUUUCUUAAAUGUCGAAUUCGACCAUUUAAUAAACUUUUGGAAGAAAUGGAAAAUAAAUCUGAUGGUGAAACAUUUUUUCAUCGACUUGCUCGUGUUGUUAGUGAAGGUCGUGUUUUAAAAUAUCUUGAUUAUCAACCAGAAAUUCCACGUAAAAUUUAUGCUAUUAUUCGAGAAUGUCUAGUUGAUGAAAAUCGUCGACCAGAAAUGAUACGAAUUCGUGCUCUUUUAUGUCAUUCAAAGAUGUUAUCAAAACAAGCUUUUGAAUAUUAUCGAACUGAAUAUAAUCGUUAUCAAGAAGAAAAUGCUACAGAUGAGAAUGUUUUUCUUUUUGGUGACGAUCAAGGUGUAAGUGAAUUACCAACAUUUGAUGAUGAUAAUAAUAUUCCAUUUAAUUCUUCUCAUAAUGAUGAUGUUACAUAUCGUUCAACAUCAACAACUGAUUAUUAUCCAACAGCAAGUGAUAAUACAUCUCAUACAUAUUUAUCUCAAUCAGAUAAAGAUUAUGCUGAACAAAGAAAUGACUCAUAUUUAACACCAAUAAAACCAAAUACAAAUAAUCAACAACGAACAAUUGCUGCUAAUUUGUCUGAUAAAUUGAUACCAUUAAAUCAACCAAAUAAGAAUACUCCAACACAUUCAACAACUGAAUCAAAUAUUCCUUAUGUUAUUCCUAAAAAUCGUGCACCAUUUAGGCCACCUCCACCAAUUCCAUCAUCAAAACGUAGUGGUGAAGGUGGUGAUAGUUAUGUAUAA